Molecule: messenger RNA, 3670 nt
Organism: Ceratitis capitata (Mediterranean fruit fly)
Lineage: Eukaryota; Metazoa; Arthropoda; Insecta; Diptera; Tephritidae
Gene: mus301
Product: helicase POLQ-like
Exons: 10
Coding region: 206-3598 (1130 amino acids)
Molecular function (GO): nucleic acid binding; ATP binding
Source: RefSeq, a predicted model, not a curated record
UUUCCAACUUUUUCUGUAGUACGCGGACGGAACUGAUAUGUCAAAAAUCAUAUGUUUUUUUAUUUACAUGAGUAUUUUUUUUAUUAGCGCGAGUUCAAAACUAUUCAAAGAAGAACAAUUUGAAGGUUUUGUGAAUUAUUAAAAGUUUAAAUAUUAUUCAUUACAUAUUUUAUAUUUAAAGUUAAAGCUUAAAAUUUUAAUGUAAAUGUCGAAAAACGUACGAAAAGCUCAAUGGGAGUCGCCCGAGGUAACAAGCAAAAGGAAACGUUUGGAUACAAAUUCUUCGAGUGCCAUACACCAAACGGAAAAUCUUUUUUGGCCCGAAGAGGAAGAGGAUAGUUUUUUCACAGUUUCGAAAUUAAAUUCUGCUACCGACUGGAAACUUUCCGCGGACCAUGUUGAAAAUGAAAACGCUUCCGUCUUACGUAGUCUUGAAUCUGAUACCAGCUUAUUUUGUGCACAUACGCCAAGUAGCAGCUUUCAAUUAAGCAAUUUCAAGGACGAUACUUUUCUAUCAAAGACUAUACUAGAUGAUGCAAUGUCAAGUUGUAAAUAUAAAAUUCAUUGUCAUGGAACUACUAAUUUAUUAUCCACUACCACCACCGAUAAAAGUUUUUUAACUGUCUCGACUGUCGAAAAUCUUUUUAAUGACACACCUCUAGAGUUAUUUAGCAGUCCAAACAAGAACUCUAUUGUAAAUAAAUCACUUAAUAAGGACUCAACUCAGUUUAGUACGGAAAAAAGUAAAAACUUUAAUGACGAUGAUGCGGAUGACAGCAUUUUCAAUACUAUUAAUUUACAUAGUGAGCAAGUUGAUGAUAGUCCAAAACAACUAAAGAUAGAUGACUCCAUCUUUGCCAAUAUAAAAAUUGAUGAUUUGACGAAGGUUGAUGGAAAAGAUAUAUUUACACAAAGGGUUAUAGAUGAGGUGGGCGUUCAAAAUUCUCAGAGGUUUUUAGAGGACGUCGCUAUAUUUAAAGUGCCAGAUGUACCCCCGCCAAUAAAGAAAAACUUCAGCGCAACUACAGUGACUGAGUCUGAUUUAUGUAGUUCCCAAUAUGCAAUACACAGUGAUUUGCCAAAUACUACUGUGCUAACAAAUCUUUCAAGACUGGACUGGGACUCUCAAGUGUUCUCAGAUAAGUUGGAAAAUGAGUUUCCCAGCAAAGGAGAUUUUUUUGGAUUGCCCGACAAAGUAAAACGAAUGAUAUUUGAGCACAAGGGUAUUAAAUCUUUGUAUGAAUGGCAGGAGGAAUGCUUAAAUCUACCAGCAAUUCAUAAGCGAAAGAACUUAAUCUAUGCAUUGCCAACAAGUGGAGGUAAAACACUAGUUGCUGAAAUAUUAAUGCUUAGGGAGGUAUUGUGUCGGGAGAAGGAUGUACUCUUUAUACUACCGUACGUCUCAAUAGUGCAAGAAAAGGUCAGCGCUAUGUCACCAUUUGCGAUAGCUAUGAACUUUAUUGUAGACGAAUACACUGCUGGCAAAGGAAAAUGUCCACCAAUGAAGCGAAAAAAGCGAAAAAGUAUUUUCAUAGCAUCCAUAGAAAAAGGCGCCGUUUUAAUGGACAGUUUAAUUGAGGCACAACGAGCUGAUGAAAUAGGUUUGGUUGUGGUAGAUGAAUUGCAUUUGAUAGGUGAAAAAGGGCGAGGUGCGACGCUAGAGGCUUUACUUACCAAGAUUAUGUUUAUAGAUGUUAAUAUACAAAUUGUUGGCAUGAGUGCAACUAUUGGCAAUUUAACGGAAGUUUCUACAUUUUUAAAAGCCGAUGUUUAUACACGCAGUUUUCGACCAGUUGAGCUUAAGGAGUAUAUAAAAUGUGGCAAUGAUAUAUUGGAGAUAAACGCUUCUGGUAAAACAUUAGAGGAAGUUUUUGUUUACAACCGCAGCGUUGACUUUAAUUAUAACGAAUCUGUAACACGGUCCGAUCCAGAUCACUUGGGAGGAUUAGUCGCAGAAUGCGCACCGCAACAUUGUGUGCUCGUAUUUUGUCCGUCGCGUAAAAAUUGUGAAAAUGUCGCUUUACUCUUAAGCCAUAUUUUACCAAAAAAAUUCGUGGAACACCGCAAACGUGAAAAGGAUGAUCUGAUGGAUGCAUUGGAUAAAGUGUGUGGCGUACUCGGUGAGGUCUUGGCCAAAACUAUACCUUACGGCAUAGCCUAUCAUCAUUCCGGUCUAACCAUCGAUGAAAGGAAAUUCAUAGAGACUGCAUACCGUUUUGGUGUAUUAAGUGUAAUCUGUUGUACGUCCACUUUGGCGGCAGGCGUUAAUCUUCCUGCCAAGCGUGUCAUAAUACGUGCACCGUAUGUGGGUUCUGAUUUUAUGACACUUUGUCGCUACAAACAAAUGGUGGGACGUGCUGGACGCGCUGGUAUGGGUGAAGCUGGUGAGAGCUUUCUCAUAACAACUAGUCGGGACAAUAUACGUGUUGGCGAAAUGCUAUUCUCGCCAAUGGACAAAGCUAUAUCUUCUUUGAAUAUCGAAAAUAGUGUUGGUUUGCAGAGUUUAGUAUUAAGUGCGAUUGGCUUAGAAAUUGCCACAUGCCGUAACGACUUGUAUCGUUUGGUGGGUAGUACUUUGCUUUCGGUGCAAGCGCCGCAAUUACAACUUUCAGCUGAGGAAAUGGUUCUAAAUCUUAUACGCGAGUUGUUCAAAAACAAAAUACUUGAAUUAUGUUCCCCAGCUGCAGCGGGCAAGCGUAACACUUCGGGCAUACUUACCACACAAGAUGUGAAAAAUCACACCAACCGCUCAUCGCAGGAACAUCGGCGCCUUUUCGUCAGUAAAUCCACGCGUUUCCAGUUGACAGACAUUGGUCGCGCUGCCUUUAAAGCAGGCAUUGAUUACAAACGUACUUAUACAAUACACGAUGAGCUGAAAUUCGCCCAAAAGCAAUUAAUAUUAACAAACUAUGCACAUUUACUCUAUUUAGUGGUGAGUUUCAAUUCAAAUGCAAAAGGUGAUGAAUUAUUUCCAGCUGAUGCGGGAAUCCUCUAUCGAAUAUAUAUGUCAUUGGAUGAGACAACACAAACACUAUUCCGGCUGCUUGGUUUCAAUGAAGCCAUCGCCGUGAAAAUGGCAAAAACAAUGUCCGUACAAGGACCGCUGGAAUUGAAAUUGAAUCGACUCUAUAAGGUAUUGGUACUGAUUGAUAUUUUAAACCUGAAACCAUUACCCAGAGUAGCGUUACGCUUUAAAGUGGAACGUGGCAUCCUUCAAACGCUUAUAAAUCAAUCAACUGCAGCAGCUAGUGCAAUAGUGCGUUUAUGUGACCAAUUGGAAGACUUUUGGUGUUAUAAAGCAUUGUUCGAACGAAUCGGCACGAAAUUAGACCGUUGUGGGACGAUGGAGUUGGAGCCGUUACUUGAUUUACCAGCGGUUAAAAUUAAUCGUGCUAAGCAAUUGUAUAGCGCUGGCUUCAAGACAAUCGAAGAUAUAGCCAAAUGUAAACCAAUUAAUUUAGUAAGAUCAGUGGAACAUAUGCCAAUGAAAAUAGCUAAAGAAAUCAUCUCAGCGGCUAAGAUUAUUUUAAUGAAAAAACUAGACUAUCUGGAAGAAGAGGCUGAAGCAUUGAAAAUUUGUCUCCAAUUUCUAUGCUGAAAGACUUUAUCGGCGAAUCAGCGUCUGUACAUUUUCUUAAGAAACUGUUAUCAACAUGUUGCCAGGCGUGUG